This is a messenger RNA of Planococcus citri (citrus mealybug), 2064 nucleotides long. RefSeq names its product facilitated trehalose transporter Tret1-like. The record is from RefSeq and is a predicted model, not a curated record. Gene Ontology annotation, molecular function: transmembrane transporter activity. The transcript has 5 exons. Gene Ontology annotation, cellular component: membrane. The coding region runs from base 351 to 1778 and encodes 475 amino acids. Lineage: Eukaryota; Metazoa; Arthropoda; Insecta; Hemiptera; Pseudococcidae. Gene Ontology annotation, biological process: transmembrane transport.
CUCAAAUCUGUGACAUCUGAAUUAAUGUGUUGAGCUGCUGACUCAGAAAACAAUACAGUAAAACUUUCAUUGAAAACUACAAUAUUAUCUAUCGCAAUUAAUAUUUCAAUGUCUUAUACUCUGUCUGGUAAAUACCACCAUUGGUAGUUAUUAAUUAACCUUUUCGCACUUACUCAAUCAAUAUUUAUGCGUUUAUGAUGUCUUUCAUGGUGUUUAGUGUUUUGCCUGCGGUAGCUUUAAACGACUGUUUAUUUAGUAUUAUUCUUUUUUUACUACCUAUUUGUUACUUUUAAAUUAAGUAUUCGGUUAUUCGUUUAUUUAUUUAUUUCCGCAUUUAUUUUUUUGUUAUCAUGGAACAUAAAUAUGAAGCAACACCGGUGUUACAAAAACGUAGAAAACUUCCCCACAAAGGAACUGCCAAAGAAAUUUGCUAUGUUUUCAUAACCUUAUUAGUUUACAUCCUCGUUGGGGUAAGCAGAAGUUAUGCAGCUUUCCUAUUCCAUCAACUCGACCAGCCUGAUUCAAAAAUACGGAUCGAAGAUGGCCAUAAAUCAUGGAUAGCUAGUUCUCUUGGUAUUCUUAGUCCACUCGGAUGUCUCGUUUCUGGCAGUAUUAUGGAUUUUUUUGGUAGAAAAUUUUUCAUACAAAUGAUGUUUAUACCAUUUAUCAUAUCUUGGCUUAUGGUGGCGUUUGCUGAUAGUUAUUCUAUGUUGUUUAUUGGUAUGAUGAUCCAGGGGCUUGGUGGAGGAAUGUCUUUCUGUAUCUCAACUUACAUUUGCGAAAUAUCAACCAUGGAACAUAGAGGAGCUCUUCUGGGUACUUUAGAGGUAGCCUACAAUAUCGGUGUAUUACUGAGCAACCUGAUGAUGUAUUUUCUAAAAUGGGAUACCGUCGCUUCCAUUUACGCAGCUUUCUCCAUAUUCAGUCUUUCGUUAACCAUUAUUCUACCCGAAUCGCCAAUAUGGCUAUACUUGCAAGGCAAAAAAGAGAAAUCCAUCAAAAUCCUGUGUUCUUUACGAUGCCAAACCGUUAGCGAACUACGAAGUGAAAUUCAAGACAUGGAAACAUCAUACUCGUCAGAGAUCAACAUCAGUAUCACAAACACAGUUAAAAAUUGCCUAAGAGCAUGGCGUCAAUUAUCCAUAGCUGUUGGUUUGAUUACCUUAUUGCAGCAUACUGGGUACUCGAUCAUGGUAGCUUAUACGAUCACCAUCGUUGAUAAAUUACAAAUCCCUUACAAUAGCUCAAAAAUUACCAUCGUUUAUUCGGUAGUAGGUUUCAUCGGAGCUUUUGUAACACCUUAUGUGAUGCACAACGUUGGACGAAAAUCACUUUUAUCAGUAUCUGCGUUAGGAAUGGCUCUCAGUAUGAUGGUCAUAGGUAGUUACGAACAGCUCUAUCAUGAUGUGAACGAGAAACCGAACGCUUGGCUAGUACCAGGCGCUCUAUUCGUUUACGUUUUGCUAUGUAACGUUGGAGUGUUGCCUAUAGGAUUCAUCGUAGGAGGAGAAUUAUUCCCUUACGAAGUGGCUGGCAUCAUGAACGGGAUUUAUGGUAUUUUUGCAUACGCGUAUUGGUCUCUGACGUUGAAAGUGUAUCCUGAGUUUUUGUUCCAUUUUGGAAUUAAAAUCAUCGUUUGGGCUUUCGCUGUGUCUUGUUUCAUUGUCAGCUUGUAUGGAGUUUUUAUUUUACCCGAGACGAAAGGUAAAACAGUCAAUGAAGUUCAGGAGCAGUAUUUUAAGAAGAAAAAGAGACGUUUUAUUGAAGAAGAUGCGUAAUUUUGACUGUUUUUAUUUUAUGUAGCCUAAUCCGAAGAAUCCAUCAAGAAAAUUAUUCAAACCUCCCUACGCGAUUUCAAAAAAAAAAAGAUAUUAAUUGCUGGAAUGUGAUAUUCAAUAUUUUAUUUGACCAUUUUAUCAUCAAUCGAAAAAUUGUAUUUGACUUUUUCUUGAAAUGUAAGAUUUACUGAUAAUAAAUUUUCCAAAAACCUGAAUUUUUAAAAACCACUUUUGAUUUGAAAAUGUUUUAUUUGGUGAAAUAUAUAUUUCAUUUUUUUGUGUGUUU